Messenger RNA from Entrophospora sp. SA101, 10669 nucleotides. Lineage: Eukaryota; Fungi; Glomeromycota; Glomeromycetes; Entrophosporales; Entrophosporaceae. The record is from the annotation of a GenBank genome assembly.
AUGACAACAAGUUCAGCUUUGCAGACUUUACUUAAUUGGUCAAAAGAAAGUGGAGUUGUAUCUGAUGUAGAAGUUCAAGAAAUACCAGAUAAAGGCUUAGGUUUUGUCACUAAACAAGCUACAUUGUGUGACAACAAAGUGGUGGCAUUUAUUCCUUUCUCACUCACAAUCAGCAAAACAAAAAUAAACAGAUUUGCAAAAGAAAAGGCCCCAAAACUAGAUGAAACUAUUCAAUUGUUGAAAAAUAGUGGCCAAACAUUAACAGAACGAUUGGCAAUAAUAUUUUAUCUCCUGUAUGAACGAGUUGGACGGGCUGCUUCUGGUGACCCACCAUCUAUAUGGAAAGAAUAUGUGGACAUAUUACCACGUACAUUACACACCCCAUUAUUUUAUAAUGAGUCAUUGAAAACAUGUCUUAAUGGAACAAGUUUAAAAGCAGCAGUAGAGGCAAAACAUAAAAAGCUUGAACGAGAGUAUGCUUUGUUUCGUCCUUAUUUUAAUAAUUGGACAUUGUCAUUACAAAACAACAAUAACAAUAAUGUGGUAGUGGUGGAUUCAGCAGUGACAUUUGAGCAUUAUAAAUGGGCCGAUGGAAUUUUUUGGUCAAGGAUAUUAUCAUUUGGCAGUCGUUUUGAAUUUGCGCCAUUGGAUCAAACCCCUUAUAGAACAGAAUUGAUGGAUGAUUAUCAUCUAGUGCCAUAUCUUGAUUUUGCUAAUCACUCAUUAACACCAUGUGCUCGGUGGGAACUUACAACCGAAGGUGUGGAAUUGGUCUUAACAAAAUUAGAUUCAGAUGAGCAACUUUUGCCAGAAACAGAAAUUUGUAUUUCAUAUGGUGAUAAACCAAAUUCAGAAUUAUUAUUUAUUCAUGGUUUUACAUUAAGUGAUAAUCCAUGUUCUACUAUAUCUUUUAAUUUACCAUUUUAUGAAACGGAUGAAUUAAUACAGGCAAAACUGUUGUUCUUACAAGAUCAUGGUAUCAAACCUUUAGUAACUUUAAAACGAAAAAAAGGAGGAACAGAGUUAUCAGAAUAUUCCACGAAAGCUAUGUGGUUAUGUGUUUUGACUGAAGAUUAUGGUCUCAAAGUGUCAGAACCUUCAAUUGAUUCACCAACGAUUGAGCUAAUCAUAAAUGACAAGGUUAUUGAGAAUGCAGAGAUGCUUGAAAGCGUUAUUAAUGGGAUGGAUUUGUUACCAGUGAUUCAAUUCCGAGUAGCAGAUUUAAUUUUAGAUAAUGUGAUGAAUCUUUUAUCAAAUUUUAAACAGACAAAUGAAUUGGUUUUAAAGUCAAUGGAAAGUGGAAAAAAUAGUAGAGAACUUGCGUACAUUAAAAUUUAUAGAGAAGAUGAAUACAAGUUCCUGGAGUAUGCUGUUGAAGAUUUCACUAGCAAACGUGAAUCUUUAAUGAAUGAUGAAACAGUCCAACUGGAUCUGAAUAAAUGGAUAUUAAAACGUUUAUUUCAACCAAUAAGCCUUGAAAAUGACAAGAAUAUUCAAGUUUUACAUGUUUCAAAUUUACGUCUUGCUUCUUUGAUGCAAUCUCAAAAUGAAAGAAAAGUUAAAGAUAUUUAUACAUUAGACAAUUUACCUGAUCUUAAAGAAUCAGAUGAUAAAUGUUAUAGGUUGAUGCCACAUUCAUGUAUUGUCACUCUCGCGACAAAGUAUCGAAUGGUUUUUCUCUUGGAUGUAACAACAUCUUUAGCAACUAUAGAUUGUAACAAUACUCGAGAAAUAAUAAUAUCUGAAGUUAUGAAAACUGUACGACGAUGUCUUGAAGGAAUUGUUCAGCCUUUUAUGAUCCAAGAUAUAAAUAUAGAUAAAGCAUUGCAGUUUCAGCCAGAAAUAUCAAUAACAGUUAUUGCAGAAUGCUCUCAUUUCGCUUCAAAUGCAAAUUUAAUACCUUUAUUAGCAGGAUUUCCAACAAUGUCAGUUUUAAUGCAAGGAAUUAUAGUCACCAAAAAUAAUGUUUUAGAAGUAAUUGAAAAAUUAAGAAAUGAACUUUCAAUUUUUCAAGAUGCCGUUGCCACUUUCCGUCAAGGUCUUCUUCAGAAAAAAUUUCCAGUAGCUUAUGUCAUGGAUGUAACAGGAUCAAGUGGAGCCAAUUUAUCAUAUAGUCUGAAUGCUGGUUUAUUUGCACUCAAAUUACUUCAAAAUGAAGGCAUGCCUUCUUUAUUAGUUAUCACUGAUGGGGUAGUCAAAUCUAAUUUGGCACAUAUGUCAGUUGGUGAUGAUGUUAUUCAACAACUCUGUAAAGAAGGUGUAAGAUGUAAUAUUAUUCAAGUUGGUUCAAAUCAAAAUUUUAAUCCUGGAUGUAAUUUUGGAUUAAUUCCUGAUAAUGAAGUUUUAAAAUUUGUUUCAACUGCAACCUCGGGUGUUUUUUUUUAUUCUUGCGAAUGUCCAAAUAUUUCUUCGGGUGUUAGGUCGUUAAAUGAUAAUGAUGUUGAAUGGCAUUCACUCAAUUUCUAUCAUAGGCAUUUGCUCAUGAAAGAAACACGUUACAUGAGAAGAAAAAAUCACCAUCAAAGAUACCCAAAUAAUUCUGUCAGUUCAAUCGAUAGCUCAAUUAUUGAUGUUACACGUCAACAUUACGGCGAUAGUAUUAGAGGUUCUAAUUUUAAUUUUCCUUGGGAUCCUAAAAGUCUUCCGCCAACAGCUGAUACAAUGUCAACACGUUAUCGAGAAUAUUCUUUGUUGGUAGAUGUCCAACAAUUGAUAUUUGCAAGAAUACGUCAAGGAUUUAGCAUUGAUGAUGUGUUUCUAUUUACCAGUAAAAAUUAUAAUAAGGCUGAAAGAAUACAUAUUUCGAUGUCAAGACUAUGGUUGCCAAAUGUUACAGUUCAGUAUAAAAUCAGAGCAUUAUGGAUUAGUGAAACAAAAGGAUUAUUGCGUCUUAAGUCACCGAGAAUUGAAAUAAAUGUAAUUUCAGACACUUUAUUAGCAAUUUAUCUUCUUAAUUUUCAAACAGCUCAACAAAAUAAUGAUCCAAGUCAUCCAUUGUUUACAAAAUUUAUGAAAUUACUCAAAUUUUUAACAACAAUUUACGAAACUGACGAACUUUUAAAGAAAUAUUUUUAUCAUAAACUACCAAAAGAAACCAGUAAAUUUCAAUAUCAACAUCCCAGUUUAAUUAAUGGAAAUUUCAACAAAAUUUUAAAACAGUUGUGGGAUUUUUUGGAACAGAGUCCACAGAGGUUAAACACUAAUUUUUGGUACGAGGACACUAAAUUUGAUUUUCUUAUAUCUUUAAAUUUAUCAUUUUCUUCCUCACCAAUAGCUACAACUAUCAGAAAGAUAAGCAAAUUAAAUAAAUCAUCUUCGAUAGAUCAAAGGAAUAAGGAUUCUUUAACUGCUAAUAUUAAAAAACAUUUAACAGAUUCUUGGGCAACCUUUACGUUUUCUGAUAAUAUUUUUGUAAAAGUAUUAAAUGCUAUGGAAGAUAGCAAUAAAUUAUCGCCAUUAAGUUUUUGUGAGUUGAGAAUCAAUAAUGAAGCAGGAAAUCUUUAUUCUGGAAAUCUUUCACCUUUAUCUUCAUUUCUUAUAAAAAAUUUCGAUAGAGAUAUGUCAACAAAUGCUCGUCAAUUAACUGGAAAAAACAAUAUUUUGAGAUCAUAUUUAAAUCAUUGGAAAGGUAUUUGGUUGUCAGAUAUUGAACGUGAGGUUUUCUUGGUCGAAUAUAGAAACAUUCCAAUUCAGGAUUUAGCAUAUCAACAUUUGUGUCAAGCACGUCUCGAUGAAGGCUAUUUGAUGGUUUUCCAACGCAAAAACCUUAGUCUAUUUUAUCGAGAAAUAAAUUUUCAUAAUAAAGAAAAUUCAAAUAAUCAAAAUAAUUUAUGUGGCGUACAGUAUCUUAUUUUUAAAGAUUCUUGUAAUGGUGAAAUUAUUACUGAAAUAUGGAUGGAACAACCAACUUCACACAAUAUUUAUGAAUCUUUUAUUAAUUGUCUUUCUGGCUCAGAUCGUCAAAUAUUAUCACACAUAGUCACCUUUGAUCAAAUAAAUUACAUAGCAAGGAGUUGUACACAGCAAAGAGCAAAUUCUGGUGAUCUAUCACCACCCAAACCACUAAGACUUCCUGAUUUAUUCAAUCUUUCUGCUCUACUUCGAUCAAGUGGAAUGCUAAUUUCCAAUUAUACUAUUCCUUCGUUCAAAUCACCUCAUAGCAACAUCAUCAUGAAUCAAUUGCCUCAGAUAACUCGAGUUCAAUCAGAUCGACCAUCUUCAAUAAGUAGUGAUGACAGCACAUCAAGAUCAUCUUUUACCGAAUCAAAAUCCUCGAUUGUUUCUGAAUCUAGUAAUAAUAAUUUAUUAAGAAGAUCUAGUACAUCCGCUAAUACAAUUAAUUAUGGAAUUAGUAAUAGAAAUUUACCUUUAGAAUUUGUUUCUUCUUCUCAACGGAAACUUUCUUUAUCUUUGUCAAAUGAUAUCACAUAUUUUAUCGAUCGAGAUUCAAUCACAAAUUUAAACCCUUUUGAUAGAGAUUUAGCUUUGUUACAUUUGUUUGUUGAAAAGACGUUGAGUAAACAUAUAGAUGGUGAAAUUGAGACUAAUUAUUGUGGCACUAAAGAUUCUAUUAUCAAAGAAAUUAACAAUGGAUUAUUGAGAUCCGAUAGUAUGAAGGAUUCUUUAACAACAUUGUCAUUUAUUAGAAAUUUAAGAGAGACAAGAUGUUUUAUAAAAAUUGUUGACCCAAGUUCUUUCCUACUUUUGCUGAUUCCUUCUUUCAAAUUUUUUAUAGAUGAUUUGGUACGAAGUCGUGGAUUUUACAAUGAAGAUCAAACUUGUUAUUUAGGUUUAAUCAUUUUCUUGUGUAAAAGACCAAAACCACUUGAUGGAAUUAACUCAUUAAAUAAAGAUCUCGAUCUCUUAAAAGAAUCACCAACAUCUUGUACUUCACCAGCUUUUAAAAUUGUUAAUCUGUCUAAUUCAACAACAGCAUCUAAUUCAAUGAAAAAUUUAUUAGAACCAAAAUUUCUAAGCUGUGAUUUCCCUAAAGGACCUAAAAAUUUAUCUGAUGAUAUUCCCGACCAGACAGCUCGUUUAAUAUCGAAUAUUAAUCAACUUUAUUCUCAUGGAUUUGUGAAAUCAAUAUAUGCCAGUGUUCUACAAAAGCAUUGUAUUACUGAGAUUGAUUUUAGAAAAGUAAUGGAUGUAUGUUUGGAGAAACCGUUUGAUAUUGAUAUCACUGGAUAUGUGAAUGUUCAUGUACAAUCUUCAAGAAAGGGUUUAACCAGUGAUGAUGAUAAUGAUGUAUAUCAGAAAUUUGUUGCAGUGCUAGGCCAUUAUUUCGAGCCAGUUUCUUUUGAUGGAGAUGGAUUGUUUAAUGUUUAUUAUUAUCGACCACUUUUCAAAAAAUCAAAUAAUUCAACUAGCAUUGAGACAACAAAUAAUAAUAGUAGUAUCAUUGGAGAUAUUGCCGAAAACUUUCUGGAAAUUUUUAAUUUUGCUGAAAAUCCUUUUUUUUUACGAUUAGAAUGCACUUUCAAAAAACAAAGUCCAGUAUUCGACACUUUAGUUCCAUCAACCCAGAAUAACUUCGAAUUAAAAGAAACAAAUCAUAUUAAAUUUCCAGUUCGUAGUUUACCAACAACCUAUUCUUGCACGAUCAAUGAUAAAUAUUAUGAUUUUUCACCUGAAUCAAUCGGUACACAAUCAUCUCCGGUUGAAUCAUCUGAUGGUACCACUGCUACAUUACAUCUUAUUUGCAUGACUUUACCAACUGUUGAAGAUGAUAUGAUUGACAUUUCACCGGGUUUUGUUGACAUCAAAUAUGAUGAUUGUGAAGAAGAGAACCGGAAAUCAGAAACGGAUUAUUUAACCGGUAAAAAACUGGAAGCAUUACAUAAAACUAGAGAUCGUAUUGAUUGGUUAUUGAAAGAAGAAAUAAUGCAUGGUCUAUUGAAUUCUCAGCCGGUUGAUAGGCCUGUUCUUAGAUUUAUUCAAGAUCAAUUGAAAGCAAAAAAUCCAUUUGUUGAUUUUCCUACUAGUUUCACUGUUCCUUUAUCAUUCGUUAAAAGAAAACAAGGCCAAGAACAUUUUCUAAAAGAGUUCAGUAAAGCAGAAAUGUCACCUUUCUCGCUUAAUCAAGUUGAAGAUUGUAUUAGUCUUGAUAACCCUAUUGUUCCAGACGACUCAAAAAAUUUCCGCAAACAAUUAUUUUGGCUUUUACUUGACACUCAAGAAACAAGUAUACAGAUGUAUUUCUAUUCCAAAGCAGUUUCAGCAAUUGAACGCUCAAACAUCAUCAAACAUGUUCGUAACUGUAUAAUUCAGGCAUCUGAACGUGUAAACAGAUUAGUUUUAUUAAAUGAUUUGAAUGAAACGCGUCAUUGCAGCAAAUAUUUAGUGCCUCCAGAUGGAUCAUCUGACUCGGAGUCUUCUUCGGAAGACGGUGAUUUGUCAACAACAGGAGAUUUGGUAGAUGCAUUAUCUAUGACACCUAAUGAUGGAAAUUUGAAUGUUUCAAUGAAAUUUAAGCCUGGACAAUUCGAGUGCCCGUUGGUUUACGAGCAAAAAUUCCCAUUACACUGGAGAUUGAGACCACACCAAGCAUUGAACAGUGUCACAUCAUUAAUCCUUCAUCAAUUGGUUGUUAAUAAUCGUAAACAUAUGUUUGUGAUACCAAAAGAAAAGAACAUAUUUUAUAUCAAAGUGUCUGAAGUUGAUGGACAUCCUAUAUAUGAAAAUGAUGAUGACGUUAUAUCCAAAAACCAUGUUGCUCCUUCACCUUUGAUACAAACUGCUACUUCACAAUCUCAGCAACAGCCACCUACUGCAGAUUUACAAUCUACAAUUUCUAACGAAGAAAUUAAAAGUCCUCCUUCAAGUAGGAGCGAUAGUCCAAAAAUCACUUCUUCACCAAAUUCUCGCAAAAGUGCAAACAUCUCCACUGCUACCAAUGUUGCUGCUACACCACAAUCAAAACUCACAGAAUCUCGUGAAUUAGUUGUUAAAGUUUUUGGGCUUGAACCUCCAGGCAAAGAAACCAUAGAUGAACUUAUGUUACUAUUAGAAAAUAAAUUGACCACCAAUAUCACACUUAAUGUAAUGUCAACUCACUUGGCUCGUAAUCCAUACAAGAUUAAUCUAACUCGCGCGGAUGUUGAUUUUAUUUUACCGUUAUUAAAAAGUCCAAAACGUUUGACUUUAAGAAUUCCAUCAUCUAUUAAAAAUCCUUAUGCAUUUUUAGUGUUUUACAAACAAAACAUUCAAACCUAUCUCAACGUUUUGAAUGGGCAAGAGGUAAUUAAUGCAGUUAGAAGAUAUCAUCAAUCUAGAUAUGGUAUAGCAAGCUCACACGAUUCAUAUGUUGAUAAUGGAAGAAAAUAUCCACUUUGUGACAUUCAACUUCAGGAAUUCACUUUUUUCUACAAUUAUAACAGUCAAUCAAGAUCACCUUCAAUUUUUGAAGCGUCUGUUGGUCAAGGAAUUGCUGGUAUUUGUCUUACCUUAUUAGAUAAAAAUAGCCGGCCGGUUUUUGAAUUACCGUUACCUAGUCGAAACGAUCUUGAUGAUGUAAACAUUAAUGAAAUGUAUGAAUAUUAUGAAAAUGAAGAUAACUUUGUAAUUUCAGAAUCUGACGAAUUUUAUGACGAUAAUAAAAGAAUUAGAAAAGGCUAUGAAUUGUCAGUUGAUAUGUGGGCACAAGGUCCAAUGAAUUCAGAUAUUUUAUUGGACAGAAUGACUAAAAGUUUUCAACAGUGUAUAUGUGACUUUUUCAUCGAAGUAUCAAUAACAAAAGGCUUAGGUCGCGUCCAUUAUAGCAACGAAACCAUUCAACAACGACAAAAGGAAGCUGAAAGUGUUGAAAAUAUUCCAAAAAAACCUCCAAAAUUUGUUGAUUCACAUGUUCAACGUGUUUUUAUUGAUCCAACAAUGGAACUAUUGUCAAAAGCAGCAAAUCUAUCAAAUCCAGCAUUACACUCAUUAAAUUUAAAGUUAGAAAUGCCUGCAUGGAUGAUUGAUGAUUUUAUGAAAGAAGUCCAUGAACUUUUAUCGGAAGUGAACCCCGUAUUUAUUCCAAUAAUUUUGCGAAUUUUUCCAAAACUAUCAGUAAGAGCUGAAAACUUUAAUGUAGCAUAUGAGAUUUAUCGUCCUUACUCAUCAACUCCUGACGCAGAAAUGACAUCUUCAACUAAAUGUAAAUAUUUAAUAAUUGCUGGGCUGAAAGAGAUGAAUGUAAAGUAUGGAAUGGCAGUUGAAGAUCGAAGAAAUGAUAGUAGUAAAGGUCUGUUACAUUCUCGUGAAAAUUCAGUAGAAGACUUCUCAUCAAAUGAAAAAGGUGGUGGUGGAGUUAAUGGUAGUCACAUUCACUCUCGUAAAAAUUCAUUCAUUAAUCCUCCGAUUCAUCAACGAAGUUUAUUAGAAGAUAUUAUGAUGUAUAAGAUCCCACCAUCUUCACUGCCUGGAGAACCUAAUAACCGACAAAAGGUUGAUUUGUUUCGAUCUUGUUUUUUAGUAAUGUCAUUUGAUGGAUUUGAAAUGACUAUUUAUAUUUACAAUUGGGAGAAACAAUAUGCUGAACAAAUCUUUGGAGCUAUGAAAAGCAUUUCUGACUGGCAUAAUAAACGAAUUGGAUUGCUAAAUAAUAUCCUACAUCAAAAAAUGGGGUUAUUUUAUCAUGUUGAUAGUCCUCAACCAAAACCAACUCCUCAAACUUCCACAUUGGUACAUAAUCCAAUCAAUACACCUAGAGCUAUGCAACCUCCAAUACCUGGGCCCCAAAGAGCGUCAUCUCAAGCUGAAAGCACAUUGAAUAAUCAAAAAUCCGGAUAUCAGGAUUUGCUGCAUAUCGAUUCAAUGGUAUAUCAACGUUUCCCGCAAAGACAUCAUAACAAUGAAGAAAACAAAAGAGUUGGUGAUACAAAGAAUGAAGAAUCAAAAAAAAAGGAAAUCGAGGCUAACCAAUCCGCUUUAACUAACUUCAAUGUAAAAAAAGUUCUUAAGGAUUCGUUUAUCGAACCAAUAGAAGAAUUUAAUUCCAUUUUUAAAAGCCAAGAUGCGCUGAAGAGACAUGGUCCCUCGUUUAUAGACACCUGUAUUCGACAAGCCAAAAUAUUACAAGACCACGAAAAUGCUCUUAAAGUGUAUAAUAAAUGGGUAAAGAGAUAUCAAGAACAUAAUAAUGAUAAAAGAAUAGAUGUAAGAGAUGCAAUUGCCAAAUCUGAUUUAUCUAUCGUAUUUCGUACUUCCAGGCUGUUACAUUUUUGUAGAACACCACUUUUAUUUAAUGCCAAAAAGAUAGUUAAUAAGUUUUUAGAAGAGUACUCUUCAUAUCUUGAGACUAUUGGAAUGCAUGUAGUUAUUGAUGGUAAACCAGGGUUGAAUAUAAUUGACGAUGGUAGCAGCAGUAAUAAUAAUAACGAAAAUCCAACAGGAACAGCUACAACAGCAACGCUUGAUCAUAACAAAGAAUUUUAUGAAGGUUCUCCUGUAUUUUUACUUAAAGCACUUCAAGGUGGUUCUAUUAUGUGUGAAGUGGGGAUACAAAAUGAAUUUGUCUGUGUCACAUUGUAUACAAUGAAUAGGCGAUAUGGAAAACUUCGAAUGGCAGCACCGGGAUUUAUUGCUGCUAAUGGUGAUAGACAUAGUUUGAAAGUGUUUACUGAGGAGUGUGGUAGAUUCAAAAAGAUGAUUCAUGUCAACUCAUUUGUAUAUGAUUUUCAUUUACGUUAUAUCAAGCAUAUUUUAGAGGAACAAAUGGACAUUUCACCACCCUUUAAUGUUUUGGAAAUUAUUAAACAGUUUAUUAACCGGCAUAGUUGUCCAGCAUAUUGCGCACGUAAUCGGAUUUAUUAUGGCAUUUUUGAGAAAGAAACCGAAUCAAUUCCUGAUGACUUAUUUACUUAUAUAAUUAAGACUCCUCAACGAUACAAUUUUCGAUCAACCUGCUUCAAAGGAGAACCAAUUGCAUGCUUCGCUACAUUUAGCAAUUAUAACUUUACUGCAGAUAACUCGGAAUCUGUUUGUCAUUUAAUGAAUGAAAAUGCAAAAACAUCAACAGACUCGUCUUUUUUUGAUCAUGAUGCAAAAAUUCAAUAUACAUUAAUUUUUAGUUCUACAAAUAAAAAUAAUCCGGGUAAAAUAAGUAUAGAGUAUUAUGUUAUUUUUAUCGAUGAUUCUGACGAGACAAUAGAGGCUUUUACUCUUAGCAGCAGUACCAAUUCUACUAUUAAUUUCUCUUCAAUUGCAAUGACAACUGUUAAUAGCACUUCUUCAAUUGGAACAACAACACCACCAGCUGGUGAUUUCAAGAUUCAUCAACAUAAUCGUCAAUCAUCUUAUCAUGAAAUUCCAUAUAAACAAACAGAAGUCAAUUCACAAACUAACGUAAAGCUUGAUAACAUAAUUAAUCAGGCCAUUAAGUUUUAUCACCGUGAUUCAUUGUGGAAUCAAUUAUGGAAUUGUGGUGGAAGUAUUAAUACUGGAGGGGGUAACAUAAGUGGUAAUAAUGGCGUUAAACCUAUUAGUACCUCGGAAUUCUUAAUUCUAACAAAACAAUGUAUUAGCCGUGAACUUAUCGCCAUUAAUCCCGAUUUUAAAGAUUUUCUUGAUCUAGAGCUUAAUUGGAAUGAAGUACUUGAUUUUCUUUUAUCACAUUAUUCUGGCCUUUCACGAGAAUUAUAUGAUAAUGAAGGUGUUAGACAUUUAGUUAUUUUUAAUCCACAUACUC